CGACUUCUUGAUUGGUGUUUCUACUGGUGUUAUUGGAGGCUUGUUUUAUUACUUCAUGAGUAGUCAAGAUGAUCUCUGUUUGAAGGGUGUUUUUUUAGGAACAUUGUAUUGGUGAGUUGUAAUUAAGAAAGAGCCAACUUGUAUGGCAAAAGCUCUUCUCAAGGAAGAAUUUAUCAAACGACGAUACCGCGAUGUCUGACUCAUAUUGACUUAUCUCCAUGUCUUGACAUUCCGUGUUCUCGUGAAGGUUCUUUUAUGGAACGGCAUUUGUGAUCGGCUUGCUAGAGAUUAUUGCAGGGGAGCUUCAAACUGGUGUGACUCGUUUCCUUGCUGUAUCGGUGAAAACUUUUGUUCUUUCAGUCGGUUCGGCUGUUGGCAUGACCCUGGUAUUAGCAGAAACCGUUUACGAAGAAUGGACCAAUCAAUUCGAUCCCGAAGCAAACAAAUGUAACAGCAUAGAUCUCUCUGAGAAGUGGUGGCGGCUUCCACUGUUCAUACUUUGUUCUGUCAGUGUGUUGGGUCAGUACCGCUUUAUUAUUAUGAAUUACUGGGCUGGGCUUCUAGUUCAAGUGGCGGCGUACGAAGCGCAGUAUCGCGUUAUGGGAUAUUACGACAAGGCACAUGAGUUUGACGGUAUGGAUACUGUAUUUGCUGAUCUGGCGGGUGCAAUGGCAGCCGUUUUUGCUGCAAGUAUGGUUUGUUUCUUUAUAGAUAAUUUGAGACACUACAGUAACCUCUCUGUCGUUGGAAAAUCCGCUGAAGAAACGAAACUAUCACGGAGCGGACAAUUGACAAACAAGAUAUACGAAUGUUUGGUCUUCGUCGGCAGUUCCUUAGGUCUUGGAAGAGGAUUGUUUCGUCGACAUGCAAAUUGCAAAAAAAAACUUAGUGAAAUUGCGAAAGCCGAAGGGAAAAAUAAGAUGGAAGUACGUCUAUCGGUUGAAGAAGAAGCCACUAUGGUAGAAGCGGCCGUGGAGGCGCAAGAGACAAACGUUUGGUCUCUUCUGAUGCCAGCUGUUUAUCAGCUCGUGCCAGGAUCGAAGCUCGCUCAAUUUUGGUAUAAAUUAAUUUUUCCUUCAGAAGAGAGUACUGGAAUUGUGGAUUCGCCUGAAACUGCCUUAUGGCUAACGUCUGUUGCUCUUGCAUUGGGAUUGAUUUUGGGCUUGACAGCUGUCAGACUCCUUGGCUUUUCUUUAAUUACGAUCGCGUCAUGUGUGCGAAAGAAAAUAGAAUCCGAGGAUGACGAGAUAGGCAAAAGUACAAGACAACGCGAACGACGAGGGGUUACAGCUCAGUCUAAUGACUUCGAUCCGUCUGAUCUUGUCUGGGAAAAAGAAUUCGAUUUGAAAUAUGGCGUCAAUGCAAGUACUGAUAGCAAUGAUGAAAAUAAGCCUUCCGAUUCUUCUGAAGAAAUAGUCAUGGUGUGCUCAGCUUAAAGCAAGGCAAAUCAAAAGAGAAAGCAAAUAACGAAAUAAUACUAUGCAAUAUGU
Pseudo-nitzschia multistriata is the source of this 1490-nucleotide messenger RNA. Lineage: Eukaryota; Bacillariophyta; Bacillariophyceae; Bacillariales; Bacillariaceae. The record is from the annotation of a GenBank genome assembly.